UAUUUUAUUCUUUAAUGGCAGAAGAAUUUCAAGAAUCUGAAGUUAUAUUUCACCACGGCGGCGACGAUGUCGAUGAGCCGUCCAGGAAUUAUAAGGCGGCGGCGGAGAAGAAAAAGCUGAAGCCAAAUAAUAACAAGAAUAACUCGGCCGCCGCCGCGGCUCCAGUGAGUAUCCCGGAAAAUGUGUCCCGGAACUCGUGGCUACGGUAUAUUGAUCAAUCGGAUUUCGCUGGUGGUGACGACGACGACGGAGAAAUGGUGCCGCCGCAUAUCAUAGUAGGGCGGCGCGUGGCCGGAAAGAUGAUGGCGUUCUCGGUUUGUACCGGAAACGGAAGGACUCUUAAAGGAAGGGAUUUGAGUCGAGUUAGGAACUCGGUUCUUAGGAUGACCGGUUUUCUUGAAACUUGAGUUACAAUGAGUUUCCCCAGAAUUAUGUAUAUGCUCAUUGAUUGUAAAACAAAUCGGAAAAUCAUUAAUUAAUUAAAAUAGUUUAUUUAUAUAUAAAAAUAAAA
This is a messenger RNA of Erythranthe guttata (spotted monkey flower), 511 nucleotides long. Lineage: Eukaryota; Viridiplantae; Streptophyta; Magnoliopsida; Lamiales; Phrymaceae. The record is from RefSeq and is a predicted model, not a curated record.